AUUUAAAUGCGUGCUACUCCUUCAAUUUUGAGAUAUCAAUUCAAGACCCGAUAUUUGCUUACAUCAUCUUCUCCCCAAGAAGCUGUUCUGCUAAUUUCGGACAACUAUAGGAUAUAGCUGCCAAAGAACCUGAUCGAUCGAGCUCAAGUCUCUGUUAGAAAAACUUGUUUGUUUAGCAAAUUAUCUUUACGAAAUUUGACACAGAUUAUUGUCGAAAAUAUCCUCGCUGCAUCCUCCGAACGAAAUGUUCAGUUCAGAGCAAUAAAGCAUAUAGCUGACAUACAAGACAACCGAUCAAAAAUAUCAUUUUUUUUAAUUUUAUGAUGUAAAACCCCCACCUGUGAAGGGUGUAAUACCGAAGUGAACUUUUUUUUUGUUUCUGGUAUUUUAUAUGCUGUCCUUGAUAUUGCAUACUAUGUAGCAUUGACCUAAACUGCAGACCAACAGCCAACCUAUACUCUUAUUUGAGCAGAUGAUUUACAAUGUUUACGCAGAAAUUAAACGUUGAGAACACUGUACGUGCUCAUAAGAGUAUAUAUUUAUAUACAAACAUAUACAUAUAUAAAGUUAAAUACAUAUUUGCAUUCACAACUCAUUACUCAGAGGGACGAAAAAAUCACAAAGUACCACGCAGAAAAAUGAAGGAAAAAAGUUAAACAACUGCAAGUUAAGUGAAAUGACAACAGAAAUUAUCAAUUACAUAGAAAAUCAAAUCAAAUUAUUACAAAAACAACACAACAACACGUGCCAGACGAUAUAGACGAUAUGAAGUUAACUUUGUUUGUGUGUGUGUGUGACUAGCCAAUGCAAUGCAAUUUAAUAAUGAGGCAGAAGAAGGUAGCAAGUCGGGCGUUCGAACAUCUAUUUUAAACACACAACAGCAAACAGUAAUAAAAAAGUAAGAUUUGAUCAAAGAUUGCAAAAAGCGAUAACUCGCCGGGCGAUCUGCAAUCAUUGCGAAUUUCUGCGAACAGUAGAAGAACGAUCGGCGGUGGAUGCAAACGGACGCGUGAACAAAAAAAUAUAUAAAGGUGCAUAUAAUAUAAGAAAAUAAAAACGGUUAAAUGUUUGGAAGGUUCGAAAAUAAAACUUAAAAAAAUAAAAGUAAAGAAAUACGCAUAAGAAUAAUAAAGAAGUUGUGAAAUGGGUCGGUCCAGUUCCAAACUACUGGAAACGCCCAACAAUCCUUUGCAGGAGUUGCAAUUCGAGGAGCGUAAGCGUGAGCAACGCAAACGCAAGCAAGAAAAGCAACUAAAAAAAAUCGCCAAAUUACAAAAGAAACAAGCGAAGAAGACAAAGCAGAAAAGCAAACAGAGCAAGGAUGCCGAAAAACAGACUUCCAUAACCACUAAACACGCUAGUGGCACGAAGCGCACGAAUAGCCUGAAUUCGCAGAGCACAAGCUAUGAAAUCAAUAAGGAGGAAUUCAACCGGCAAAUCGAGCAACAAAUACAAAAUCAUUUGGAUAGCGAUCUCUGCACGUUCAUCAUGAAUCAGGUGUCGUUGACGUUGCAGUUUUUCGGGAACUAUGAAAAUGAAUUGGCAACCAUUUCUGAGGAAUUGCUAGCCAAAGAGAAUGAUUUGAAUCAGAAUCUCGAGGAGCAUUCCAUACUUUUAUCGACGCCAUUGGAUGCUGCUGUCUCCAAGUGGAUGCAAUAUAAGCCAGUCCACGGUCCAGAAAAACACACUCCUCAACCGCUCCAGCCGCUGGCAAUGUAUGUGAUAUUCGAAAAUAUCGAUAUAGCGCGACCGAACGAUGCGAAUUACGAUUCAAUUUCACCACUUUGCAAAGUUGAUUUGGACACGGAUUUUUAUAACACAACACCCUGUAAGGAGGACUACGUGGAAAUGUUGCGCGAGACAAAAUGGAAGGGCUAUGUACGGCUGAAAUUACGUGAAGAACCAAAAACCCAACGUAUCGGGGCUAUCGAUGGCGAUGUCUAUACGGACGGCAGCUCGGGUUAUAGCACGACGAGUGCCUAUAGUCUUAAAGCACCAAACAAUCACGCGGAAUCUGAUUAUGACUACACCUACAUAGCACAUUUGAAUACACAUCACCCAUUGGCCGAGCUUAAGAUGCACAAUCAACGCGGUAACUAUAAAUUGGAUGCUAAAGUUUUGCCGGACUCAUGCGUGUCCAAUUUGCGGCAGUUUGCUGAACCAUUGAAUGAUGAAGACACCGACGACGAUGAUGAUGACGAUGAAGAUGAAACUGAGCCGGAGUCCGAUGACGAAGACAGCGCUGAUGAAGGUUACAAUGGCGUGCAAAGGAGAGCCAAUGAGAAGACACGUUACCGAGAUGUCGAGACAUUGGAGGCCAUACGUUUGUAUAAGUUGGAGCAGGAACGACGUCAGGUGCUGAUGCAACAAUGUUAUCUCAACUCCAAAGAAUUUAUGCGUUACUUUGGUGAGUUGGUACGUCAACAGCUUGCCGAUCGCUUACAAAUAUUCCCCGAAGAAUUGAACGAGGGCACAUAUCGCGGUUCAUCGAUCUACACAAAAUACUUCGAACUCAUACCGGCCAUUUAUGUGGCGCAUAAUGCACAACACUGGCCCGAUUGCGCAUUUCAAUUUCGUAUACGCGAACGUCCUAUCUCCACCAAUCCGCUAACUGGACAGCAAUUUCAAUGGCCAACGCGUUCGAUGAUUAGACGUAUCGAAACUUUUGGCUUUCAUGUCAUACCCAUUGGUUAUGCGCCCAAACGACAACGGAAUCCUUUUCGUGAGCUCGAAUGGCGUAUUGUGUUUCCGAAAGCCGAACGCUACUUGGAACAGCAUUUAACAAAUACACAAGUGAAGGUAUUCAUGAUGACCAAGGCUUUGGUGAAGACUUUUGUCGAACCACUAGAGAAACAUAAGGCGCUCUCGUUCAUAAUGGAACAUCUGCGCAUGCAUCUCUUCUGGGAAUGCGAGCGUAACUACACUGGCUGGCCAGAGGAGUAUCUCGGUGAGGUCCUCUUGCGUUUCAUUAGCACAUUUAUGCAGCGACUGCGUGAAAAAUGUUUGAAGGACUUCUUCAUUGAAGAACGUAAUCUCUUCGAGAGCAUACCGGAAUACUCUUUAGUCAUGUUAUUCUCAAUACUGGCCGAUAUUGUAGCAAAUCCUUUGAUGCAUCUAAUGGUGGCGCUUAAAAAUCUAGAUUUUGAAGAAGCUUUCUUUCCAAAAUUGAAUUUUAAGAAGUUAUUUGAAAAUCUUUCCGAAAAUAAUAUGUUAAAAUUGAAAAUACAAGCUAAAAAUUCACGAAGUCUUGUUGGCUUGGAUGCGGCAGAAGAUGAACCGGCACUCUUGCAAGACGAAGGUGCAAAGGGUUUGGUUGGCAUGAAGCAACAUCGUGAGAAGACCAACGGUAAACUAAGAAGGAAGACGCAUGUGAUGCGACACAAUAUUGAAAUGAAGAAGAAACAAGAAUAUGAACGGCGUCGCUUGUCAGAGGAGUCUAUAGACAUCGAGUUUUUCUUUCGACGCAAUAUAAAGAACUCCAAAUUGAAGCAUCUCAAUCAGGGUGUUGAAAACUUACGACGCACAAAUAUACUCGAAAUAAUCAUAGACCAUCUUAUAGCGAUGACCGAAAAGGCAAUGGAGUUUCGUGUUUGUUAUUUGGCUAAAACGUUCUUGGCACACGCGAGGCGCCUCUGCAAAUUCUACCACAAUUAUGGUUGCGAUAUGGGUGCUAGAGAGUACCUCAACACCAUCGGCAGUUUGGAGGAGGAAAUCGCCGGUUGGCAGACGAAUGAAGAUUUUAAAAAUUUACCGCCAACGUUGCCGAUACGCACAAGUGUAGAGACCAGCAGCAAGACUAAGCUAACCAAAGAAGUUUUCGAGCAUUUAGAGAGCGUGCGUCGUACCGUCAGAGCGGACAUUGAAGUAACGUACAGUGAAAGAGAAAACUCUCCAGCGACUGUUAAUAGAAAAAGCAUCGCACAGUCGGUGGAGGAAAGCAUUGAGCUUGUGCAUUCGUACAAUGAUCUCGAGUUAGUGGAUAACAUAACACCCAAUUUAGGCCGACGCAAGUCUAUUAAGUUCACCGAACAUGUAGUCGAAGUACAUGAAGGAGACACAAAUCCAAUACAAAAGCCUGAAGGUCAGAGUGUGGUUGGUAUUUUGCGCUUCAAUCCUGAAGUAACGGAAAUAUGUGAUGCACCUACAAUCGAAAGAGAUAAACGGGAGGUCGCUUAUGAGAGCUAUGAAUCGAUUGAUACCUAUAGUUUGAACGCUGAAUUUGGUGAGAACAGUCGUAUUGAUGGCCUUGUGAGUAGUGAAGAAAUCAAUAAAUCACAAGCGGAAGGCGAAGAUGAAGCAGCAGAGACAACUGAUAGCGCGCGGGAUACUGCAGCAAAAACGCCAAGUGAUGAAAGAAUACUCGGAGGUUUUAGUAAAAGAGUUGGCAUGCUGCGUAAGCUAACGCACGGCAAUUCGCAAGUCAUUAAAGAUAUCACAUCGUCAACGGAGAAGCUAUUCGUUUCGAUGGCCUCGGAAGAAACACGCUCACAGUUAAAAGAGGUGAUAAGACGCAAAACAUUUCAGCUGAAAGGUGCUUUCAAUCAGUGCUCGGAGUCUUGACAUUGAUUUAAGCUCCUUUAUAUAGGCUAUGUACAUAUAUACAUUUAGAUUGAAGAAGACCGAAAGUAUUAUCAUAAGCUUUAAAUUAAAUAAAGAGAUUUAAAAUUGCAUAGAAAUGCCCUAAUCUCUGCUUUCGACUAUAGAGUUUGAGGGUAAAGAUAUUUAUAAAUUGAAUUAAGUUGAUACAAUCCAAUGAACUUCAGUUUAAGGGGCACACGACCGCAGAAUGGGGGUGACAAAACGAGAAGACUGCAGGAAAUGUUUAGAACAGGGCACCAGGGAAACAAUGGAGAAUCUCUUGUGCACUUGUCCCGCAUUUGCAAGGCUACGCUAUAAGCUUCUGAGGUACCACACGGUAUGAUACACUGGAGGAGGUAUCGAUAAUGAGGCCGCAGAGUCUUUUAAAAUUCACGUCAAGCGUAGGCAUCCUAAAGAAGGACUACUUCUCUUGGAUCUAGGAACUGAUCUCCAUCCGGUAUUGGAAAGGACCAAAACUGGCCGACCAGUUGAACCUAACCUAACCUACAACAGAAUUGAACCCAGAGUUUUUUACGUCCAAUAUCUGUCAACUCGGCAGUAUUCUUAAAAAUUAUUUCGGGAAUACUUUGCCACUACAACAGCUAGGCAGAACAUAGCCACUAACUCAUUAGUUUCGACUUAAAUUAGAUUGAAAGUCGAUCCAGCCACAUUUUUUUAAGUCCGAGGAACUUAAACCCUCAAAGUAUUUAGAAUUGUGUAGAUAGAAUCGACUAAAGCCAAUA
Bactrocera dorsalis (oriental fruit fly) is the source of this 5321-nucleotide messenger RNA. RefSeq lists its product as uncharacterized. The record is from RefSeq and is a predicted model, not a curated record. The transcript is spliced from 4 exons. Lineage: Eukaryota; Metazoa; Arthropoda; Insecta; Diptera; Tephritidae. The coding region runs from base 1144 to 4560 and encodes 1138 amino acids.